GGCGGGGCGGGGCGGGCUCGGCGCUUUCCCCGCGGUCCCGGCCCGGUUGUACCGGCCCCGCUCGGCCCCGGCCCGGCCAUGCUGGGCGCAGCAUGGCCCCAGCGGAGCAGGACGCGCUGGCCGCACGGGAGCAGCUCUUUCACGAGCGGGUCCGCGAGUGCAUCAUCUGCGCCCUGCUCUUCGCCAGCCUCUACAUCCUCUGCCACUUCAUCAUAACCCACUUCAAGAAGCACACGGACUUCACAGCAGUGCAUGAUGACGAGGAUGCUGCUGUCAACAGGAUUGCGCUGGGGCUGUGCACCUUCACCCUGGCCGUGGCGCUGGGUGCCGUCCUCCUGCUGCCCUUCUCCAUCAUCAGCAACGAGGUGCUGCUCUCCUUCCCCCAGAACUACUACAUCCAGUGGCUGAACGGGUCCCUCAUCCACGGCCUCUGGAACUUGGUCUUCCUCUUCUCCAAUCUGUCCCUCGUCUUCCUCAUGCCCUUCGCCUACUUCUUCACCGAGUCAGAGGGCUUUGCAGGAUCCAAGAAGGGCAUCAUGGCCAGGGUGUACGAGACAUCGGUGGUGCUGCUGCUGCUGACGCUGCUGGUGCUGGGCAUGGUCUGGGUGGCCUCCGCCAUCGUCGGCAACGACGCGGCCAGCCGCCAGUCGCUCUAUGACCUCUGGGAAUACUACCUGCCCUACCUCUACUCCUGCAUCUCGCUCUUCGGCGUGCUGCUGCUGCUGCGGCUGAGCCCCCAGUCCCUAUCCAGGACCCUUCUUGGGGUGCGGGGAGGGGUAGGAUGCUGGGACACCCCCUGCUCAGCCUCCCCUCCCGCUGCAGUGUGCACCCCCUUCGGCCUCUCCACCAUGUUCACCGUCACGGGGAAGCUGCUGGUGAAACCCCGGCUCCUGGAAGACCUGGACGAGCAGUUGAGCUGCACAAGGCUUGAGGAAGCCGCUGUGUCCCGCCGGAUCUCCUCUGGCAAAGCUUCCUGCUGGCUGAACUUGAACGUGGAGCUGCUACGGGAGCAGUUCUUCACCAUCCGGAGCAAGAGGCGGAAGCUGGAGCUGCGGCACCGAGCGUCGCCCUGGCAGAGGAACCUGGGCUACCCGCUGGCCAUGCUGGGCCUCCUGGCACUGACGGUGAGUGUCCCUCGGUCCCCAGGGGAACUGGGGCUCGUUCCCACGUCCCAGCCCAAGCUGCCCUCGCUCCCUCCCUGCUCCUCCCAGGGUAUCUCCGUGCUCAUCGUCUGCUUCCACGUCCUGGAGCUGCUGCUGGAUGAUGCUGCGAUGCCACGGGGCAUCCAGGAUGCGUCCCUGGGCCAGGUCUCCUUCUCCAUCUUUGGUUCCUUCGGAGCAGCCCUGCAGGUCGUCCUCAUCUUCUACCUGAUGGUCUCCUCUGUGGUGGGCUUCUACAGCUCCCCCCUCUUCACCCGGCUGCUCCCUGAGCGGCAGGAUACCCCCCUCACCAAGAUCAUCGGGAACUGCGUCUCUUUGCUGGUGCUCAGCUCGGCCCUGCCCGUCUUCUCCAGGACACUGGGGAUCACCCGUUUCGACCUCCUGGGGGACUUUGGCCGCUUCAACUGGCUGGGGAACUUCUACAUUGUCUUCCUCUACAACAUGGGCUUCGCAGGGCUCACCACCCUCUGCCUGGUGAAGAAGGUCUCCUGGGCCGUCCAGGCCGAGCUCAUCCGCGCCUUCGGUCUGCACAAGCUGCCGCUGCCCGUGACCCGCUCCCGGCCCCCUGGCAAGCCCGGCUAGGGGAUAGGGACGUGUGGCCCACAGGACGACCACGGUGGCCCCCAGGACGGCCACCAGCCACGGAUCAGACCCUGAUGGCACCUGGUGCUUCAGGGAUGUCGGAGCACCCCACCCAUGGGGGGGGCUUGCUACCCCCUGCUCUGUCUCAGCCUGUCGCGCUACAGAGCCUUGGCCUUGAGUCGUGUCCCCGUCACAGCCCCCCCCCGGGGCGGGGGCUUCCCCAGGGGCUGUGCUGGCUGCAGCCCCCCGCCUUGUUUACAUUCCUGUUUACGGACAGGCUCCCCCUCGCCCCCCCCCCGCCCCCGGUGCUGCUCCCUGGGGUGCAGUUGGGUUUUAAAUGUCCCCCCACCGCAGGGACUGUCAUGACACUAUGGGGGGGGCCCUUUGUCCCCUUGCCCAGUCACUCCACACCCUGUCCCCAUGUCACCCUGGGGCUGCUGGAGGACACUGGUUGCCCCCUGCUCCAAGGCCUUUGGUGUCCCCAAGGGAGGAACAGGGGCUGGAGGGUCCCAGGCCGCUGGGGAUGAGCCCUGGCUCCCUGGAAGCUUGGUGUGACGAGUCUGUCAGGUCUCUGUUACCAUGGAACUUGU
Messenger RNA from Chroicocephalus ridibundus (black-headed gull), 2332 nucleotides. RefSeq names its product limb development membrane protein 1 like (gene LMBR1L). The record is from RefSeq and is a predicted model, not a curated record. NCBI's taxonomy places the organism in Eukaryota, Metazoa, Chordata, Aves, Charadriiformes, Laridae. Gene Ontology annotation, cellular component: plasma membrane. The coding region runs from base 93 to 1742 and encodes 549 amino acids. Gene Ontology annotation, molecular function: transmembrane signaling receptor activity. Gene Ontology annotation, biological process: signal transduction; receptor-mediated endocytosis. The transcript is spliced from 16 exons.